AUGGCCAAGACGUCAUUUCCUUAUUCCCUGAAGCGCUCAAGACUGACGGGGUGGAGAGCCAUGGUGUUAAGGAAUAGGGUGAGGGUCCUUAAUGUCUAUCCUUACCAACCAAAAGGACCAUGGCUGACCGAAGUGGAACAACAUGACGAUACUCAGACGGCGAAAGAAACUGUUACGGAAUUCUGCGAGGAGACUUCUUUUCACGGCUUCAAGUAUUUCGUCAAGAGAGAUCUAUCGAUACCCAAAAGAGUGAAGUACAGGCAGGAUCGAUGGGCUACACUGACACAUGGCGUCUACCAGAACCUCUUCAGUGUAGAACCCUUGUGGGAACUCGUCAACUCCAGCGUACUCCACCUCGAUAACCAGGAAGUCUACUGCAUCAUCAAGGAGAGCGCCCAGCGGUGUGAGGACAUGGUGUUGUUCUGCUUGUGGCGUGGGACGGUCGACUGUGCUGGACUCUUCACCCAAGUCUCCACCAGGAACGGCUUCUGCUGCGUCAUCAACGUCGCUGAUACAGUCACCAAACCACCUUCGCCUGCACGGUGUCCUGGCGACUCCUCAGGCACCAACAGCACCACCAAAACAGGCGCUAGGGUAAACAAGGUUAAACCCAACAUAGACUUGAGCAGUGCCGGCGUGAACCAAGGGUUGACUGUGCUGCUGGACGCCCAGGUGUACGAGUAUACCUACAGUACCUACCACUCAGUCGGGUUCAAGAUGCACCUUCAGGAGCCAACAGGACCUCCGGGUCUGAGUCACGAGGGCGUGGUGGUAUCCCCAGGAAAGGAAGUCUUCAUCCCCGUACAGGCAUUCUCCACCUUCACCACCAGGGCCGCCCUACAGCUCCGCCCUAACGAAAGGAAGUGUUUCCUCAAUUCUGAACGGCGUCUCAAGAACUACGCCAAUGUGUACUCCCACGAGGCGUGUGUCCUUGACCAGCGGACCAUACAACUCCUGAAGGCGUGCGGCUGCAGGGACUACCACAUGCCCGGUGAGGAAGACGUGUGCCUCAGUCAGGAACAAAUUGGCUGCGUGAGGGAGUUUGCAGCAAACUGGCACAUGGACCCGGCCCAAGUGGAGCAGAUCAGUGAAGCUUGUUACUCUGGGUGCAACAGCACCACCUACCUAGCCACCCCAAGCUACGCCUCCCUACCCACCCCCUACAUGGAGAAGACAUGGCUUGGUCUGAGGUUCCUUAUUCCUACCAUCAAGACCAUGUGCCGCCUUGGUUACUUCAACAAGGAGCAAAAGGUAUAA
This is a messenger RNA of Homarus americanus (American lobster), 1257 nucleotides long. Its product is annotated as pickpocket protein 28-like. Lineage: Eukaryota; Metazoa; Arthropoda; Malacostraca; Decapoda; Nephropidae. The coding region runs from base 1 to 1257 and encodes 418 amino acids. Gene Ontology annotation, biological process: sodium ion transmembrane transport. The transcript has 8 exons. The record is from RefSeq and is a predicted model, not a curated record. Gene Ontology annotation, molecular function: ligand-gated sodium channel activity. Gene Ontology annotation, cellular component: membrane.